CGCCGGCAAGGGGCACGCGGGUAUGUUGAUUGUGUUGUUCGACUUAUCUUGGGUCGUCGAGCCGACCGUACAACAAACAAUGCACUAUUGACGGGUUACAUGGUAGACGUUCUUGUCCCUCGGAAACGAAACGCGCUAUCAAUACUCUACUCUACUGUGUAUGCACGUAAUCUCACCAUAGCACGCUUCCGUUCCACCCCAAGAAUCCUAUCUCCCGAACUAAAGUUAUCGUCCAUCCAUGCCCACCCUCUCCCCCUUGUUUACCCUUCCCGAACUCCGGAUACAAGCUCGAUACGCGCGUCAUUCCUUUCCUGGACUACCACCAUUUUAGGUUUAUUGCUCGCAAGUACGCUGGGGGGAAGGCGUGCUUCCCGGGUGUAGAGAUACACUUUCUUUCUUUCUUUCUUCCAGUACCGAGGUUUUGCUCUUGGUUUGCUUUGUCGGUACAGGCUAACUCGAUGGAAAUCAUACAUGAUUCAUCGUUCUUGCUCUCUGUAUAUCGAUCAAACAAACAAUCGAUAAUCGCGUUUAGCUAGAUGAUGGGCAAGAAUUGACAUGUCCGCGAUGGUAGCACAUCCAUCUCCAUCACUUCAAGUGCGAGCUAAUUCAAUCUACCAAGCUUGCAGUAACAUCAGCCAAACCCGCAAACCCACAGCUCUAGAAUCCAAUAGCUUUAUUGUAUUUGUGCCACCGGAUCGAUUGUUCAAUCAAUGAAUUCGUCCGAUCAACCCCAAAAAUCCGCGAAACACUCUAUCUCCCCGAAAUCGCCGCAGCAAACUCUAAAAAACAUACGAAUCGUCGGAAGCUGACUUGCACGCUCCCGAAAUACGAUAGCCGAGUGCUCUGCUAUAGAUUGAUACAAACAUCCACCCGCUCCUCCCAUCCCCGUUCUAGACCAAACCGACCGACCUCUAAACCACGUGGCUCCUCGUCACGCCAAUUU
Molecule: messenger RNA, 943 nt
Organism: Periconia digitata
Lineage: Eukaryota; Fungi; Ascomycota; Dothideomycetes; Pleosporales; Periconiaceae
Source: the annotation of a GenBank genome assembly